GCACAGGGCGUGGCGCGCUGACGUCAGCGCUCAUUUGCAUGGCCCCGCCCCCGGACGCGGUCAGCGCUGGCGCCGCAGGAAAAGUUUGCGGCGGGGCCGGGCCGGGAUGGACGCGCUCAAGUCCGCGGGCCGGGCCCUGCUGAGGAGCCCCAGCGUGCACAAACCGUCCUGGGCCGGCGGGCGGCACAAGAAGCUGCCUGAGAACUGGACAGACACGAGGGAGACGCUGCUGGAGGGGAUGCUCUUCAGCCUCAAGUACCUGGGCAUGACCCUGGUGGAGCAGCCCAAGGGAGAGGAGCUCUCUGCAGCCGCUGUCAAAAGGAUCGUGGCCACCGCCAAGGCCAGUGGGAAGAAGCUGCAGAAGGUGACGCUGAAGGUGUCGCCGCGGGGGAUUGUGCUCAGGGACGGCAGGAGCAGCGAGCUCAUCGAGAACAUCUCCAUCUACAGGAUCUCGUACUGCACCGCAGACAGGGCCCACGACAAAGUGUUCGCCUACAUCGCGCAGAGCCAGCACAGCGAGAGCCUCGAGUGCCACGCCUUCCUGUGCCCCAAGAGGAAAAUGGCCCAGGCUGUCACCCUGACCGUGGCCCAGGCUUUCAGGCUGGCCUUUGAGUUCUGGCAGGCAGCAAAGGAAGAGAAGGAGAAGAGGGAAAGGUCCAUCCUGGCAGCAGAAGGGACGAGCAGCCCCAGCUCAGGAGCUCCUGCCCACCCUGGCACAGCAGCCCUGGGGAAGCUGCUGGACCUGGAGGAGCCGGGCAGGGCCCCCCUGGGCAGCAGCCCCGAGCCCCCAGCGCUGGACAACAGCAGCUUUGGGCCCAGCAAUGCCUCUGUCAACAACAACCUGGAGUGGGAGAUGGAUGAUGGUCUGGACGAGGCGUUCUCAAGGCUGGCGCAGUCCAGGACCAAUCCCCAGGAGCUGGACACGGGGCUGUCGGCGCAGGAGGCUGCGGAGGCUCUGUCCCCCCUGCACUGGGGCCAGCUGGAGCCCAGCCCGGCUGAGCAGGACGAUCUCUUCAUGUUCUGAGGGCCCCCAACCCUCCCCGAGCCCCUCUGGGACCCUCCAGGGCUCCCUCACUGCCGGGUGCCACAGCCCAGCUCAGACCAAAGCUUCAGAAACCCAGCGUGGAGUUUUGUACCUUGCUCUUACCCAAACCACAGGAUGCUCUUGGACCGAUUUACUCACAGUUUACAAGAGGUGUGGGGCUGCUCCUCCUGCAGGCACCACCACAAGGCUCUGUGGGUGCAGACACAGCUGUGGGUGUCACCAAUGCACCCAGCCUGGGGUGCAGACACAGCUCUGGGUGUCACCAAGGGUGGCACAGCACAGCACCCGCGUGGCCAGGGAGGAUCUGCAGCAGCUGCUGGCACUGUGACAGCACAGCAGUCACAGAGGGAGCAGAGCUGGUGCGUUGUGCCUGUGGCACUCUCACAGCUCUCACUCACCCCAGCGGCUCCCAGCUCCUGUUUAACCCAAAGACUUUUGUAACUCAAAGAAGUUUUGCACUUUAACGCUUGGACUGAAAGCAGCGCUCGGAGUGUCAGGGUGGGCAGUGCCUGGAGCUCUCCUCAGAAGCUUCUCACCCAAAAAGAGCCCCCCUGGCAGUGCUGCAGCUCUGGCUCCAGGCUGGCUCCAGGCCCCAAACUCCAAAGUUGGCUUUAACAGCAAAACCAGCAGGGAGCAAAGGUUUGGUUUUGGAUUCUGCUGGGAAGGGCAGCAUGAGCACAGCUCCACGUUCCCAGCUGGGCCCUGCAGGUUUGCCUGGCCAGGACUCCUCCUGCCCCAAAGCCCAGGGGUUGGGAUGGGAUGGGAUGGGAUGGGAUGGGAUGGGGUCAGGUCAGGCAGCAGCUCCUGGUGCCCAGUGGUGCUCCCACCCCUGUCCCUGACAGCUCCAGGGGCCUCAGGAAGCUCCAUCUACCCCUGGGGCUUGAACCAGCCAUGGAGGCACAGCUUGUGCUAACUCAAGAUUGGGUUUAACCAUCCCAAACAGCCUCACUGACACCUCUCAGUGUUUGUGGCCUUACGUGAAGUGUACUAAUCUGUUUUAUAGAUUUGUAACUCGGGUUUGAAGCACUAAUUCAUUCCCCUGAUAGCUCUUUAGAACUCCCUCAGAACUGCUCACAGGAAGGAAGGAAAACCCUCUGAGUCAGCUGCAAGGGUUCAUUAGGGAGCAGCUGAGUGGCUCUGCCUUAGGUUGGAGAUGAUUUUCCCCCAAAGUGUGAGUGUGGGAAGGUGUUGGGGGUCUCUCUGAUGGAACCUGUGCUCUGUGGGCUCUGCAGGGAGCAGCUCAGAGCAGUUCCAGGUCCUGGCAGGGCUGUGCCCAUGGGUGCCUCAGUUCUGGGGGCAGCAGCUCUGCCCAGGACCCUGGGAUGGGUGAGGAGCACAUCCUGCUUUCCCAAGAACCUGGGAUGGAGGGUGAGGAACUCAUCCUGAUCCCCUGGGAUGGGUGAGGAACACAUCCU
Messenger RNA from Zonotrichia leucophrys gambelii, 2460 nucleotides. It is a transcript of the gene LDLRAP1, whose product is annotated as low density lipoprotein receptor adaptor protein 1. The coding region runs from base 107 to 1024 and encodes 305 amino acids. The transcript has 9 exons. Lineage: Eukaryota; Metazoa; Chordata; Aves; Passeriformes; Passerellidae. The record is from RefSeq and is a predicted model, not a curated record.